This is a messenger RNA of Rubroshorea leprosula, 1431 nucleotides long. The record is from the annotation of a GenBank genome assembly. NCBI's taxonomy places the organism in Eukaryota, Viridiplantae, Streptophyta, Magnoliopsida, Malvales, Dipterocarpaceae.
CCUUUUAUUUUCCUCCGUCCCCUUCCCUUUCCUUCCCUUCCCUUCCCUUUACUAUUUUCUAUCCAAACAGUACGUAAAUGUGUGGUAACGCCGCUCCGGACUACAUUGUCCAAAUCUGCCAAAUCAAGCGCUCUUUCUCAUUUCCAUGGUGUCCAAUGACUUUUCUGAGAUUCUCCCUCGCGUCCUCAUCGUCUCCAGGGGUAGCGUUCGCAAGAAUAAGUUUGUAGAUUUUGUGGGUGAAAUAUCAUCUUGAUCUUAUAGUUGGGUAUGGAGCUGUACCAGUUAUUGUUCCCCGAGUCAGUAGGGUGCAUAUGUUGUUGAACAGUUUCGAGCCGAUGCAUGGGGUUCCUCUCUGUUAAGGGGAAGACAUUGACCCAUCUCUCUAUGAGGCGGAAAUAUCCGGCCUUUCGCGGGAGGAAUUCGAAGAAAUCAGGAGAUUGCAUGCCAGCGAUACUGCCAUUGAUAAAGAAAAGGAUUCAAUCGAGUUGAGCCUGGCGAAUCUUUGCCUCGAGAGGAACAUCCCCUAUUUGGGAAUUUACAGGGGUUCGCAAGUUUUAAAUGUUGCAUGUGGAGGGACCCUUUAUCAAGACAUCGGUAAAGAACUGUCGAAAAAGUUGCCGGAAAAUCAAAGGGUAGUGCACAUUGAGUGUGAUAAUUAUGAUGGGCAUAGGCAUGCGAUGAAGGUGGUAGAGAAUACCCCUUUUCAUAAAUGGUUUAAUGAUUCUCUGGAGGAAGAGAAAAUGGAGAUUUGGGUUAUAGUUAUCAUCAUCAAGGUGUUAAGAGAUUAGCGUAACGUUUUGUUCCAAUGGCUUUUGCACCAGAUGGUCUUAUUGAAGGUUUCUAUGAUCCAGAUGCUUAUAACCCAGAAGAGGGUAAGUUUAUCAUGGGUCUCCAAUUCCAUCCCGAGAGAAUGAGGCGGCCGGAUUCUGAUGAAUUUGAUUAUCCAGGAUGCCCAUCUGCUUAUCAGGAAUUUGUUAAAGCAGUAAUUUCUUAUCAGAAGAAGCUUAAUAGCACAACAUCUGUGCCAAAGCCUCUCAAACUCAAUCAGGAAAUGGAGAAGAAAAAGAAAAAUGAUAAUAAGAAGCUUCUCCCUUGCCGAAAACUUAUACUCAACAGGUUCUGAGAUGCAUCCUUCAAAAGAAUCUGAACUUCAAGCUGGGGCAGAAUUUCUUGAGUCAAAUACAGCUUUGAGCAUUCAACAAGAGAACAGAUUGAAGCAGAUGGGUGCAACUGUGUGAAAUGCAGAUUCUUAUAUUGAGAGAUUAGAGCAGUUGGCUGAUCUCUUAUCUUUCUACCACAUGAUGGGGAAGAUAUGUUCAGAAGUGCUAGAAAGGAAGGUUCAUGGCAUUGUCACUGACCUUGGCUCUUGAGGCCUCCUCUCCAUGAUAUUUGAAGGAUAUGCUUUUUUGUUAAUAAACGGACAGGUCUCCA